UAACUUCCUCACUUAUCGUCGAGUCUGGCUGAAAUCAAGUGGUAUUCAAGACAGUGUGAGAAGACGAAAGCGAUGAAGCUUUGUGCGCUCAUCUUUCUGGUUUAUCUCGCAAUUGGUGCUGUUGCUGGCAAGAAAAACAAACUUUGCAGCCAAAUGUUGAGCAAGUUAUCAGAUCUUGAGGACCUGAUUAACAAGAAACAGGACUGCUGUGUACCAGAGCCCGUCGCGCCCCCAAGUUCCUGCAAAGAAAUAUACGACAAAGACCGUGACAGCCCAAACAAAGCGUAUGACCUCAAGCUAGGCGAUGAAGAUGUGUCUGUGUACUGUUCCAUGAGUGGGGAGCUUGGAGACUGCGGUGGUGGGGGAUGGACGCUGGUCAUGAAGACUGACGGUGCAAAGGACACCUUCAGUUAUGAUUCAAAAGCGUGGUCUUCCAUGUCUCCAGUCUCUCCCGAAAAUGGAGACACCGGGUUGGAUCACAUGGAGACCCUGUUACCAACCUACUGGAGUACGUCCUUUUCCAAGAUCUGUCUCGGCAUGAAGGUCGGUGGAGUAACCAGGUUCUUGCGAUUACAUCGGGAAGCAGCCUCAUUGUAUUUCCUUAUUGCUGACGGUCAAUACCGACGUACCUCGCUAGGUCGUAAUGCAUGGAAGAAGCUGAUUGGUCCCAAUGCCUCCCUCCAGCGCAACUGUAAUCGAGAAGGGUUCAAUUCGCGGGGGAGUGGUGGUAUUAAGACUCGAAUUGGAAUUAUCAGUAAUCAAGAAGGAGAUUGUAGAACCCCCGAUUCCUUCAUCGGAUUUGGUGGGGCAGAACUGUCGUUCAAAAACGUGUGUGGAAACAGAGCUGCGUAUUCACCGGACAACGGAAACAAAAAUACCAAGGCAUUCGGAUACAUUUUCGUUCAGUAAAGACGCUGAACUGCUCUGCUCAAGGAAAAAGUUGCAUGCGACAUGGAGCAAUGAUCAUGCUUUUAUUUCAGUAAUGGGGAUUUAAGACGUCGGGUUUCACUUUUGCUGUUAAAUAAAGUAACAAUAAAAGUGGGUUAAUGAACCAAAA
This is a messenger RNA of Pocillopora verrucosa, 1057 nucleotides long. The record is from RefSeq and is a predicted model, not a curated record. Lineage: Eukaryota; Metazoa; Cnidaria; Anthozoa; Scleractinia; Pocilloporidae.